GCUCUGAGCUUUCCAGUAUUCAUAACCUAGAUGGCCGAACAUACCACUACGCGUGUCAAUGCUCAUCAUCUUCCAAACUUCAUCGGACGCCGUGUCCUCAUAGUGGGAAAAAUUCUCAAGUUCCAGGAUGACGUUGCUAUCAUGCAAGCAUGCGAUGACCUUCAAAUUGAGAUCCGCCUGCCUCCUACUGGGAGUAAUUUGACGGAUACCUUCGUAGAGGUCGUUGGCUCGGUUGUGGAUGCCUCGACGGUGAAAAUGUUAGCCUGUACUAAUAUGGGUUCAUCGUUGGACACCAAGCUUGUCAAGGAUGUAGUUGACCUAACGCACGACCCAAAGUUUGCUGGGAGGAUGUUUUGAAAAUAUGAUUCGGCGCCGUCGCCUCAACCUUCCCCAUCAUCUCUUCUCUGAUG
Molecule: messenger RNA, 410 nt
Organism: Heterobasidion irregulare TC 32-1
Lineage: Eukaryota; Fungi; Basidiomycota; Agaricomycetes; Russulales; Bondarzewiaceae
Exons: 4
Coding region: 31-357 (108 amino acids)
Biological process (GO): nucleotide-excision repair; DNA replication; base-excision repair
Cellular component (GO): nucleus; site of double-strand break; DNA replication factor A complex
Molecular function (GO): single-stranded DNA binding; damaged DNA binding
Source: RefSeq, a predicted model, not a curated record